This is a messenger RNA of Chara braunii, 1554 nucleotides long. The record is from the annotation of a GenBank genome assembly. Lineage: Eukaryota; Viridiplantae; Streptophyta; Charophyceae; Charales; Characeae.
GGAGUGCAUGUCAUUCCUCGAUUUCAUCGAGGACGACGACGGCUGUAGCAUGAUGCCGCGCCGGUUAGUAGUAGAGAAAUAGGGAGUGAGGAAAAGACUGAGGGUUGUGGCGCGCCAGUUUUCCCUUCGGUUCAGCUGCACGAAGUUACGGACGGACCGCUGCCGUAGUUGCCGUCGCACCGCCAGCCGACUGACGACGGCGUUUUGCAGCGAUGGCGGCGACUACCCUUCACGCAUCUCUUUCUACUGCCGCAGUAGGGUUGUCCCACAAUGGCGGGAUCGGGACGCAAUGCCAGCGGCGAUCUGCUACGAGCGCGUUGCCAGCUGUCAAGUUGACGACCUAUGAGGGACUCGGAAAGGCGUCCCGCCUGACGGCGGACGUUGUGCCACGUGUCAGCACAAGGAAGAACCUCAAGUGCGGUGCCGUUUCUUCACCGGACUCGUCAUCGAAGACGCUUGACAUCCGAGCGCAUUGCCAGCCUUUGGUGGGAAACAAGGCUCCUGAUUUUGAAGCCAAAGCCGUCUUUGACCAAGAAUUUAUCGAGGUUAAGCUGUCAGAUUACCAGGCGCAGGGCAAGUACGUAGUGCUGUUCUUCUACCCUCUGGACUUCACGUUUGUGUGCCCGACGGAGAUCACGGCCUUCAGUGAUCGGUAUGCGGAGUUUGCAGCACUCAAUACCGAAGUGCUGGGCGUUAGUGUGGACAGUGUGUUUUCCCAUCUUGCCUGGAUACAGACGGAGAGGAAAUCAGGUGGUCUUGGUGACCUGUCAUACCCGCUGGUUUCUGACAUCACGAAGGACAUUGCAAGACAAUACAACGUCCUGAUUGAGGAGGAGGGUGUGGCUCUUCGUGGGCUUUUCAUCAUUGACACAGAGGGCGUUAUCCAACAUGCAACGAUCAACAACUUGGCCAUUGGCAGAAGUGUGGAUGAGACGCUCAGGACAUUGCAGGCUGUGCAGUAUGUCCAAGAGAACCCAGAUGAGGUUUGCCCUGCUGGGUGGAAGCCUGGGGAGAAAUCCAUGAAGCCCGACCCUAAGGGAAGCAAGGAGUACUUCGCAGCAAUUUAAUUUUCCUUGGCAGCAAUUUCCGGUCUAGUUUUUAGUUAGGAAAAUUGUGUUUCUGUAGCGUUAAUGCACAAUUCAGGCUUAUGAAUUGUGCAGUACCAUGCCACCGGCUUAGAGCGGAUGCUGGCCAUCCAUGUCUGCAAAGGCACGGUAGUUUGACAUGCCCGAUUCACUGUGAGGGAUACUUGCCAUUGGAGGAAUUUUGGUAUUGUGAUACAGUAGGUAUCUGAGAUUGUACACCACUUUCUUUUGUUCUUUUUCUGUUGUGUUCGUGCACAAGAAAUAUACGUGGGAUUGAACCGAUGAAUGACUGCUUUCUCAUGUCCUCUGACGUCGAUGGGUAUGACAGUGGCUGCAUGCUGUCAUCUCAAUACAACAGAUGUUGGCAGUAACCCUAAUGGCCCAUUUUUGUAUUUGUGAUUGCGGGAUGAAUGUGGCUGUCAGUGCUUGUGUGUGUGUGUGUGUGUGUGAAUGUUAUGCUCACAGUAUA